AUGGCUUCUCUGGCUCUAAUACGUUCUUUGCGCCUCACCCUGCCCCGUCAUACAGCAGCUAGAUUCACAAUAGUAACGAAUAACCAUCGCCAUAGCCAACGCUGCAGUCUAAGCACACGCGCCACCUUUCACUACCUAGAGGACCGCCCGGAAUACCAGACUGUGAAACCCUACCAUAUCAACAUUCCUGAACGCGCAUUUGACCCAGGACUCCAGUCAAACGAAGUCUCGAUUGCUUACCAUGAUAUUCCUGUAACGGGUCUCCGUAAUCGUAUAGGUGAUUUUACACUCGAUCGGAAUGGCUUCAAGGUUGUGAUUGAGGAUGAAGACCGUGGCGGUGAGAUGUUAUGCCGUGCGCUGCCAUACGAGGAGUAUGCAGACGAGGCAAGUGUGCGUGACAGGGCGAGGAAGGCUGUAGAGGAGUUUUUGAAACGGAAUAUAGACGGAUGUGAGGAUGCUGUUGCGUUUUCUCAUCAAGUACGCAGGCGUGACAGGCUAUUUCCAAUGCUACCCCGCGGUACCAGUGGAGCUGUGCCGCAGCCCGUACAGGGUGUACAUGUUGUAUGUGGGGCGCUGCUAGAUAUGACCCCCGAUGGGUCGCACUCCGAGGUCCAAGAUGCAUUAGCCGCUCGCGGCUACACAGAUAUGUCGAAGCGCAGAUGGGCAGUAGUGCAUAUCUGGAGGCCCUUGUUCGGUCCACUGCAAGAUUGGCCGCUAGCUCUCAUGGACUAUACAUCUCUCGACAAAGCACGAGAUCUCAUUUCAUCAGAUAACAUAUAUGUGCACCGCAUUCGCGAGAACUACAAUGUACUAUGGAACAAGAGGCAUAAAUGGUACUUCCUUGAGGAUCAACAGCCAAAUGAGAUCCUUGUAUUCAAGACAUUUGAUACGCAUGCUACAAAAGGCCACGCGCGAUUAUGUGCCCAUGCAUCUUUUCGCAAUCCCUUGGCUGCUCCCACGGCCAGGCCGAGAGAGAGUUUUGAAUGCUUAUCCGUCGUCAUUUUCCCAGAGGGUAGUGCAGCUAGCAACUCUUUUGAAGAGCCGUUGCCCGCCGAGACUCCCCCUGGACUUCUAGGAGAGAAACUGGCGGAGAUGAAAGGCGGCCUGGACUAG
Messenger RNA from Bipolaris oryzae ATCC 44560, 1113 nucleotides. RefSeq lists its product as uncharacterized. Gene Ontology annotation, molecular function: oxidoreductase activity. The transcript is spliced from 6 exons. The record is from RefSeq and is a predicted model, not a curated record. NCBI's taxonomy places the organism in Eukaryota, Fungi, Ascomycota, Dothideomycetes, Pleosporales, Pleosporaceae. Bases 1 to 1113 code for a protein of 370 amino acids.